GCUUGUAGCAAAGACCUUGGAAGUUGUUAAUCAACCAAAAUCUCAGCCUUGGAAUUGUCAUUAUUUCCUUUUUGUUUUUUGUUUUUUUUCCCUUGUAUAAAACUUCCUGGAAGACGUCAUAUUCAUCAAUUAUGCCAUACUCCCUAGGUUCUUCAACGCAAACCUCUGCAUCUCAUGCAGAAAUGCAGCCUGUUAGGUUUGUGCAUUCAGUUUCCGCGGCUGGUCGGCUUCUCCCUUCAGCCAGCAGAUGGAACUCUAUAGAAAUUGAAUUCAACCUGGCCCCUAAAUCUUCUACUGGAUAUGAUUCACUCCCUUCAAGAUACUCGAAAUCAUUCGAUUAUGAUCUUGUUAUCACUGAUAGAAAGUACUUCAAACGUUUUCUUGUCAUAUCUGCCUCGGUGCUCCUUUUAAUACCUUUACUUGUUCUCCCUCUGCAUUUCUUGCCUCGCAAGCAUCACCUACAUGAACCUUCCAAGAAUCUCACACUUGCAUUGAGCCAAGCUCUAACAUUUUUUGAUGCUCAGAAGUCUGGGAAUUAUCCAUCUAACAGUCUGGUAAAUUUUCGAGGAAAUUCAGGAUUGAAAGAUGGCAGCGAGAGUAACAUUGACCUUGUGGGUGGAUUUUAUGAUUCUGGAAACAAUAUCAAGUUCAGUUUUCCCACAGCUUAUACUGUUACACUCCUGAGUUGGACUGUGAUUGAAUACCAUGAAAAAUAUGCUGACAUAGGUGAGCUUGACCAUGUCAAGGAUAUUAUCAAAUGGGGUAGUGAUUAUUUGCUCAAGGUCACAAAUUCCUCUUCCAAUAAAACAGUACUUUAUUCUCAGGUUGGUGCUGGCAAUGGCACUGGGGUUAGCAAUGACUUAAAUUGCUGGCAAAGGCCUGAAGACAUGAGCUAUAAGAGACCUAUUUCUAAAUGUAAUAGCACAGCCUCUGAUCUAGCUGGGGAAAUUAUCGCAGCACUAUCAGCAGCAUCAAUGGUCUUCAGAGAAGAGUUGGACUACAGUGGACAGUUAAUCAAAGCAGCAGAGAAGUUAUACGGUGUGGCUACUAUCGAAGAAGACACCAGUCAUAAGCAAGGAACUUACACUUCAGUUGAAGCAUGUGGAGGAGAAGCAAGGGAGUUUUACAACUCAACUGGCUACAAAGAUGAAUUAGUUUGGGGAGGAACUUGGUUGUCCUUUGCUACUGGGAACAUUUCUUACCUUGAAUAUGCCACCAGGAAGUUUAAAGAAGCUGCAGACGAAGAAAAAAUAUCGGAGAAAGGGAUAUUCUAUUGGAACAACAAGCUCAUUGCUAACCAGGUUUUAUUAGCUAGAGUUCAGUUCUUUCGUGACCUUGGCUACCCUUAUGAAGAUGCCUUGGGAUCUUCAUCAAAAAGGACUGAGGAGUUAAUGUGUUCUUAUCUAUCUAAUCAGAUAUUCCAUAAGACCAAAGGUGGAUUGAUCCUCUUAAAGCCUAAUUUUGGUCAACCACUUCAGUUUGCUGCCACAGCAUCUUUCCUCAGUAAGUUAUACAGUGAUUACCUUGAGCUCCUGCAGCGAUCGGGUGGUGUUUGCAGCAGUGAUGGAUUCUCCCUUAAAGAUUUAAGGAGCUUCUCAAUGUCUCAGGUCAAUUACAUAUUAGGAGAUAAUCCUAUGAAAAUGAGCUACAUGGUUGGCUUUGGAGACAACUAUCCAACACAAGUUCACCAUAGGAGUGCAUCAAUUCCUUGGGAUGGUCAAUAUUACUCUUGUGAAGAGGGAGAUAAAUGGCUAAACUCAAAAGAACCAAAUCCUAAUGUUCUUUUGGGGGCCAUGGUAGCAGGCCCAGAUGAAUUUGACAAUUUUACUGAUGACAGGGGCAAGCCAUUGUUCAGUGAACCAAGCAUAGCAAGCAAUGCAGGCUUAGUUGCAGCCCUCAUUGCUCUUCAUGACCCCCCUCACAAGUCCUCAAAUCUAAACGUCCUCAAUUUAGGCAUUGACCAGUUGGGCAUCUUUGACAAAAUUCGCCAGGUUUCUUAGCUCCCUUAAACCUUUUACCAUCUGGGGUAACAUAUGUGAUGACAUAUGCAGAAGAGAAACUUUGUUGCUAACGCUUGACCAAACAAGCUUAAACAAGUUUCAUUGAGGAUGGUUCUGCAUUUUUUUUGAAUAAUGUAAAAGCAAAAUUUACUUUGACAUUGAAAUUUAUACAGUAUUAGGAUGGUGUUAAUAGACA
Molecule: messenger RNA, 2196 nt
Organism: Mangifera indica (mango)
Lineage: Eukaryota; Viridiplantae; Streptophyta; Magnoliopsida; Sapindales; Anacardiaceae
Product: endoglucanase 25-like
Exons: 6
Coding region: 132-2000 (622 amino acids)
Biological process (GO): carbohydrate metabolic process
Molecular function (GO): hydrolase activity, hydrolyzing O-glycosyl compounds
Source: RefSeq, a predicted model, not a curated record